AUGGCCCGCCAAUUGGUUGUCCUCGCCCUUCUCUUCGCCGCCGUCGUCGGCGUUGUAUCCGCCGCCAAGGCCCCAUCCACCGCUCCGGCUGCUGCUCCCUCCAAGUCCAAUUCCACCGAAGCCAAAGAUUCCCCUGCUUCUAAAUCUCCCGCCUCUGCUCCGGCUGCUGCUCCCUCCAAAUCCAAUUCCUCCUCCGCCCCCGCCGCCGCCGAGUCCGACGCCCCAUCUUCCGCCACUCCCGCCGCCGAUGCUCCCAAGGGGGCUGCUUCAUCUCCCGCGGCUGAUGCCCCAAAGGGCACGAAAGCAGAGUCUGCCCCCGCCGGCUCCCCUGCUUCGUCCCCUGCUGCUGACGGGCCCGCAUCCGACGAAUCCCCCGCCGCAUCCCCCGACGCCGCCGAUGUUUCAUCCCCACCCUCCCCCAGCGGUCCCGCCGCUGACAGUGACGCUGCAGAUGCUGAUGCUGAUGCACCCGCUGCCGGAGGACCCGCCGGCGAUGCACCCACCGAUGCUCCGGCCAGUGGAGCUUCGUUCGUGAAGGCGUCGGCUGCUGCCAUUGCCGGAGUUUGCGCAGUUGCUGGAUUCUUUGCCUUCUAA
Molecule: messenger RNA, 594 nt
Organism: Momordica charantia (bitter melon)
Lineage: Eukaryota; Viridiplantae; Streptophyta; Magnoliopsida; Cucurbitales; Cucurbitaceae
Gene: AGP6
Product: arabinogalactan protein 6
Source: RefSeq, a predicted model, not a curated record